Molecule: messenger RNA, 3084 nt
Organism: Pelodiscus sinensis (Chinese soft-shelled turtle)
Lineage: Eukaryota; Metazoa; Chordata; Testudines; Trionychidae
Source: RefSeq, a predicted model, not a curated record
GAAGAGGGUCUUACCAUAGUUAGAUGACAAGAGGAUCUGCCUGAAGCUGGGGUUCAGGGCAUGGUCAUGCUCUUACAGAGACUCCUUCUGAGGGCUGCAGUCACCCAGGACUUCUGCACAGCGUGGGGGGGAUGAAAUCUCAUCUCUCCAAAUUGCCUGAGAGUUAAAGGCAGCCCGGUCACAGGGACAGUGACAAUGGUUCUUUCACAUGAGACACAACAGUGACAUUGCUCCGUGUUUACUACUGAUGCGAUGAAAAGGAAAACCCCUCCCGGUAGCGACUGACCUUUUUUUUCAGUGAAAUUCCAUUUACAGGACCUGUCAUGUCACCCUUUCUUCGGAUUGGUUUAUCAAACUAUGACAGCGGCCCCUAUCUGCCAUCACAAGGGGAAGUGAUUAAUCCUUACUGUGCCGUGGUAGUCAAAGAAGCCGAGGAAUCAGAGAAUGGACAAGUGUACGUCCAAAAGAAGCCCACCAUGUACCCACCUUGGAACAGCACCUUCGAUGCCCAUAUCAACAAGGGCAGGCUCAUGCACAUUGUUGUGAAGGACAAAAGUGCAGAAAUGGUUUCAGAAACCACUGUCGAACUCAAUGUACUGGCAGACAAGUGCAAGAAGAGUAAUGGGAAGACGGAAAUAUGGCUAGACUUGAAACCUCAAGGGAGAAUGCUAAUGAGUGCAAGAUACUUCCUGGAAAUGAGUGAUGCUAAAGAGCUGAUUGAUUGCGAGACAGAGGGGUUUUUCUCCCUGCACCAGCGCCGAGGAGCUAUCAAGCAAGCCAAAAUUCACAACGUCAAAUGUCACGAGUUCACCGCCACCUUUUUCCCGCAGCCCACGUUCUGCUCCGUCUGCCAUGAGUUUGUCUGGGGUCUUAACAAACAAGGCUACCAGUGCAGACAGUGCAAUGCGGCCAUUCAUAAGAAGUGUAUUGAUAAAGUAAUAGCUAAGUGCACAGGGUCAGCAAUCAAUAGCAGAGAAACUAUGUUCCACAAGGAGAGGUUUAAGAUAGACAUGCCUCACCGGUUUAAGGUUUACAACUACAAGAGCCCGACGUUCUGCGAGCACUGUGGCACGCUUCUUUGGGGCCUGGCGAGGCAAGGGUUAAAGUGUGACGCAUGUGGCAUGAACGUCCAUCAUAAGUGCCAGACGAAAGUGGCCAACCUUUGUGGAGUGAACCAGAAACUCAUGGCCGAAGCGCUGGCAUUGAUAGAGAGCACCCAGCAGGCUCGCUGUUUGCGUGAUACGGAACAGAUCUUCAGAGAAGGACCUAUUGAAAUCGGCCUCCCAGUUCCUAUGAAAGAAGUAACUCUGCUUCAGGCUGUGCCAGCACCUGCAACUGGAAAGAGAGAGCCGCAGGGAAUUUCCUGGGAGACCCCAGUGGAAGACGUGACAAGCCCCGAGUCUAUGAUAGAAUCAGAACCAGGGAAGGACCAGCCGUCUGAGCAGCUGAAAUUAACAAUCGAUGAUUUCGUCUUACACAAAAUGCUGGGAAAGGGCAGCUUUGGCAAGGUCUUCCUUGCCGAGUUGAAGAACGCAGGUCAGUUUUUCGCUGUGAAGGCUCUGAAGAAGGAUGUGGUGUUGAUGGAUGACGAUGUUGAAUGCACCAUGGUGGAAAAGAGAGUCCUCUCCUUAGCUUGGGAACACCCGUUUCUAACCCAUGUAUAUUGUACGUUCCAAACCAAGGAAAACCUCUUUUUUGUAAUGGAAUAUCUAAAUGGAGGAGACCUCAUGUUUCAUAUCCAAAGCUGUCACAAGUUUGAAACCGCCAGAGCAACGUUCUAUGCUGCUGAAAUCAUUUGUGGUCUACAAUUUCUUCAUUCAAAAGGAAUAAUCUACAGAGAUUUGAAGCUAGAUAAUGUUUUGUUAGACAAGGACGGGCAUAUCAAAAUCGCUGACUUUGGGAUGUGUAAGGAGAACAUGUUUGAAGAUGCAAAGACGAGCACUUUCUGCGGAACCCCAGAUUACAUUGCUCCCGAGAUUUUGCUGGGGCAGAAAUACAACACUGCGGUUGAUUGGUGGUCGUUUGGCGUCCUUCUGUAUGAGAUGCUGAUUGGCCAGUCUCCUUUCCAUGGUCAAGAUGAAGAGGAGCUUUUCCAGUCCAUCCGCAUGGAUAAUCCAUUCUACCCUCGCUGGCUCAACAAGGAUGCAAAAGACAUCCUAGUGAAGCUUUUCGUGAGAGAACCUGAGAGGAGGCUGGGAGCAAAGGGCAACAUCCGCCAACACGCCUUUUUCCAGGAGAUCAACUGGGAGGUUCUGGAACAGCGGGCAGUGGAGCCACCGUUCAAACCCAGAGUGAAAUCCUCAAGUGACUGUAGCAACUUUGACAAGGAAUUUCUCAAUGAAAAACCUAGACUGUCUUGUGCAGACAGAGCGCUGAUUAACAGCAUGGACCAGAAUAUGUUCAGCAACUUUUCAUUUGUGAACCCUAAAAUGGAGAGGAUGUUAUCCUGAGAUCUGCCCUCCCUGGCACCUUCUUUGUCAAGAGGAAUUCUGUGAAUUGAUUUGAGUAACACUUCUAUUAACUGAAAGCUAAGAAUGGUUAACAAACAGAAGCACUCACCAGUGAAAGCUAAACCCGUAUUGUGGAUAUCCACCUGGCUGCAUCCUGUAGCAGAUGUCAAAGUACUUCACUAAUGACCAACUCUCUUUCUGGUCUCCUUGGAUCUCUUUCUCUUUUCUGGAUGCUCUUGAAUUUGAAGGCAAUAGAAAAGGAGCAGGUACAAAAUCCUGUUCACCUUAUUCAUACAUAUAAUCAGUGGGACACCUCAUGUAAGACAACUACAUUUCAGCCCUAGUGCUGCUGUUCAAUUUGCUACUCCAGUAUCUGACCCUGAAGUUCUUAUUCAGGCAAAACUUCCAUUGCCGGAUGUGUGUUCAAGAAUUAGGACCUCCUAGAAAGUUACCUUUCUAGGGAGGUCUCUUUGUACACUCCACCUGUGCACCGGCAAAAUUGCAUGCACAUGUACAGGCAUUUUGCAAAGACAUAGACAGGCCUGCACACAUUAAAACAGAGGUGGGGAAACUUUUUUGGAUCAGGGGUCGCUGACCCACAGAAAAAUCAGUCAGGAGCCACACAAAAGUGAGA